Molecule: messenger RNA, 2166 nt
Organism: Drosophila grimshawi
Lineage: Eukaryota; Metazoa; Arthropoda; Insecta; Diptera; Drosophilidae
Gene: ReepA
Product: receptor expression-enhancing protein 2
Exons: 7
Coding region: 36-2090 (684 amino acids)
Biological process (GO): endoplasmic reticulum tubular network organization
Cellular component (GO): endoplasmic reticulum tubular network; cytoplasmic microtubule; endoplasmic reticulum membrane
Molecular function (GO): microtubule binding
Source: RefSeq, a predicted model, not a curated record
GGAUCGACAGAGUCGCUUUUGGGCAAUGCGUCGCCAUGAGCAGCCGGCCUAGCUAUCUGCGGCAGGAGCAGCUGCUCUAUCAGCAUCAGCGGCCAGCUAAUAUUAAACGCCUACGUCAACAGGCGUUGCCUAUUUACGGACGCAGCUAUUCGCUCGAGGAGCAGGCAGCAGCAGCAGCCGCCACUGGCCAUUUUGUGCCAGUCUACUCAAAGUUUAUCUAUCCUACACAACAACAACAGCAGCUUCAGCAGCAGCUGGAGUUGCAACAACAGCUUGGAUUUCAUGACUCUCUCAACUCGCUGGAAAGCGAUUGCACCGACUAUGAUGACUAUGAGGGACCCUAUAUUGUAGAGCAGCCAGCGGUGCUGGCUGAACCACCAGCUGCCUCCAAAGUGGUGCAGAACUUGAAUGCCUUGGGUCGUUUGUUUGACCUGUUACAGCGUUUGCCACUGCCCCUUUUAUCCUUCAACACGACCUGCAUUUGCUCGCUCAUCAUUAUAUUUAUAGCGCCACGCACUUGUGCACAGACUCUAUUGUUUCCCGCUUUCAGAUUGUUCUUGGGCACUCUAUAUCCGGCCUAUGCCUCCUACAAGGCCGUUCGCACAAAGAAUGUCAAGGAAUAUGUCAAAUGGAUGAUGUAUUGGAUUGUCUUUGCAUUUUUCACAUGCAUUGAGACAUUUACGGACAUAUUCCUGUCCUGGUUCCCAUUUUACUAUGAGGUCAAAGUGGUAAUUGUCUUCUGGCUGCUAUCGCCAGCUACGAAAGGCAGCUCCACAUUGUAUCGCAAGUUCGUGCAUCCGAUGUUGACACGCCGUGAACAGGAUAUCGAUGAGUAUUUAAAUCAGGCACGCGAACGCGGCUAUUCAGCGGUGCUGCAAUUGGGCUCAAAGGGCGUUAAUUAUGCCACAAAUGUCAUCAUGCAGACGGCCAUAAAGGGCGGCGGCAAUUUGGUGCAGACCAUAAAGCGCAGCUAUAGCCUCAGUGAUCUCAGCGAGCCCGAUAUGCAUCGCACUCAGGAUGAGCUGGACGAGGUGAUGAUGUUGUCGCCGGGAUCCUCCUCGUCGCUGAUGAUGCGACCCCAAGCGACACGACUACUCCGGCAACGGCAUCACACUCCGGUCGGUCGUUCCGCCAGCGGCACACGUCACUCAACUGGCAUGUAUUUCACCGAAGUGGAUGUCACCGCCACCUCCUCUGCAGCGGCAGGCAAACAAGCCGGCGAUUUCAACUACAAUAUACGCAGCACGGAUGACAUCAGUUCGGGUUACUCCAGCGCUGAGCCAAUUAGUGUUCCAGUCGGUGGCAGCGGCCUCAGUCGCACCUCAUCCAUGACAAACGCUUCCAAGGCGCGUGCGAAGUCCAAACGCAGUGAGCAAAUGCUGGAAGAUCUGCGCGCUGAAGUUUAUUUGGAGAAUGAGCGUUACUUCCAAGUGCAGAAAGAGCAACCAGAGAGUGAGCAAAGACAAAGGCAGUCAAAGAUUGUGGAGAGCAGCGAGGAAGAGAAUGAGAAAAACAAUGCGGAUGUAGAGGACACAGAUGAGGAUGAGGAUAGUUUCUAUGAGGCAAUGCCCAUGUUGGAAGAAGAAGCCACGGUAACAGUCAAAGAGCCUCCAAAAGAAAUGGUACAUGAGGAAAAGGAAGAAUCUCACAAGGAAACUGAAGCUGAAACCAAUUCAGGUGCUUAUCAAGUGCAAGCCAAGAGCGAGGACUUCCAUGUGGAUCCCUUUUUGGUGGUACUCACCCAAUCCCGAUCGGAAAUGGAGGCCGCACAGCAGCAAGAAGUGAGCAACACAGAAGAUGCCUUAGCCCAGGCAAAUACAGUGUCGCCAAGAGAAUUGCUCGCCACGCUGGAGCAGAUCAAGCACAGUUUUCGGGCACAACUCGAGCCAGAUCAGGCGGCACUCCGUCCCAGGGCGCAGCAUGCCAAGGGACGUGCACCGGCGCCACCAUUGCCACCUUUGCCACCGCGAAAGGACUCGCGUGUGGCUGCAGCAGCAGACAGUGUUAGCAUAACAUCGACCACGUCGCAAUCGGAGCGCGGCAAGUCAGGACAAAUCAAUGUCGGCCAGCUGCACCACUUUGCCACGUAGCAGCAGCAGCAGGAGCAAGGCGGACAAAUCUCAGGCAACGACUGCUUUUGGCCAGGCCAAACCACGCACCAAGUAA